Molecule: messenger RNA, 1472 nt
Organism: Mercenaria mercenaria
Lineage: Eukaryota; Metazoa; Mollusca; Bivalvia; Venerida; Veneridae
Product: tetraspanin-7-like
Exons: 7
Coding region: 289-1011 (240 amino acids)
Cellular component (GO): membrane
Source: RefSeq, a predicted model, not a curated record
ACCUGAUUGACAACUUUUUCCUGACUGAAUUUGUGUAUAGUAAAAGGGCGUAAUCGUACAACCUGUAUGCGAGGGCGUGUGUGAACUGUACUACUGUCAUUGUGCGCGUGCAUAUCUUAUCGGAUAGUCAAUACAGGAUAUUUCGAAACAGCUUGGAGUUUUAUAAAUAGGACAGUUCGUGUUUGUUACAUCGAUAUUUGUGUUUAUACUAGACGGUUAAUUAUUUAUAUUUCAGACAUUUUUAAAAGAUCUGUAUAAAGGUGUUAAAAAUUAGAAGGACUUUAAGAAAUGGCGAAGAAUCCGUUAAGUUGUGGGGCCCAGUGCUCGAGGAUCACGCUAAUUACGUUAAAUGUUAUAUUUCUGUUAUUGGGUAUCGCAUUGUUGAUCCUGGGCCUUGUAUUUCGUUUCGGAGGAAGCGAAUUGAAGGAAGACAUAGAGCCUACAUUCAAAGACAUCUCUAUCAACGACUAUGACCUGUAUUCCCUACUUAACAGUCUGGCUAUUAUAUUCAUUGUCGUCGGCGCCGUCGUCAUCCUCUUUUCUUUCCUUGGAUUUGUCGGUGCUGUAUGUCUGGUCAGAGCUGCACUGGUUAUCUAUGCUAUAUUGAUUGGCAUAUGUUUAGCCCUGGAACUUGCCGGCGUUAUUCUGUUUUUCGUGCUGAGAUCUGAGAUGACGAAGGCGGUUAGGCUGGGUAUGAAAGAAUCUAUCGAGAAGGCUAAUGAAGGGAAAGAUGAUUACCUUAAAGCCACACAGUAUAUGUUUAAAACUUUUGAAUGCUGUCACGUUGAUAAUGAACACCUGCCCGCGUCGAAUUUAGGAGAAGCCACCAGCACGUGCUUGACCACUGGCAAUAAAUACUCGGUAGACUGCUAUGAUGCUUUCACUGACUGGCUCGAGUCCUACCAGAUAGCUUUUGUUGUUGUAGGAAUCUGUGGCAUGGUGAUACAGCUGUUACUCAUUGUGUUUGCGUGCUGGGUGUGUAGGUCUUCAAGGAAAGAGGAACUUGUCUAAUGACAAGACACAUCAAGAUUUAAUGAAAAGACACUUUAAGAUCACGUGGAUUGUGGGUUAUUGUGUAAAUGAUAAAACAACAAGAAUACAUUUGAGUGCAAUAUAUGUGCUAUUUAUAGAAUUUACAUACAUGUAUUUGUACUUUGUGGUAGAUUGAAACAAUGGCCGUUUCACUGUAAUUGCUGCGAACGUUUUAUGCUCAUAAUACAAAAGUAAAAAGAACAAAAAUAUGGCACAGUAAUCAAAUUACAGCACAAAACAUAAAGUAAUUUCACAAAACAUUUAUACGAUUUUUUCAUAGUUAUUAGAUAAAAAUCUGGAUAUGACGAUUUUAUACACCACUUAUAGCUAUUACUCGCUUGUGCUUUGUCGGCUAUAAAAAUAUUGUCCGCUAAACAUUUAACAUGUACAUUGUAGUAUAUAUGAUUAUAGCUGUUUGAAAAUGUUCUUAAAUAUUAAAA